Emys orbicularis (European pond turtle) is the source of this 1972-nucleotide messenger RNA. It is a transcript of the gene COG8, whose product is annotated as component of oligomeric golgi complex 8. The record is from RefSeq and is a predicted model, not a curated record. The transcript is spliced from 6 exons. Bases 1 to 1872 code for a protein of 623 amino acids. Gene Ontology annotation, biological process: intra-Golgi vesicle-mediated transport. Lineage: Eukaryota; Metazoa; Chordata; Testudines; Emydidae. Gene Ontology annotation, molecular function: peptide deformylase activity. Gene Ontology annotation, cellular component: COG complex.
AUGGCGGCGGCCGGCGCGGCCCUGGAGGAGGCCAGCCUGCUGGCCUGGCUGUUCCGCGGGGCGCCGGGGUCGGCGCCAGGGCCGGAGCUGGCCGGGUACCUGGCGGAGCUGGCGGGGCUGGGACUGGAGGCGCUGGGCCGCGAGCCGGGCCGCCUGGCCGAGGAGCGGGCGCUGGCCGCCGCCCAGACGCGGCACUUGGCCUUCGCCCACUACAAGAUCUUCAUCCGCUCGGCCGAGUGCACCAGCGAGACGGGCCGCGGCUUCGGGGGCAUCGAGCGCGGCCUGGCCCGGCUCCUGGGGCGGCUGCCCGGCUUCCAGGAGACCUGCAGGAGCUUCUUGCGGGACGCCGAGGAAAUCGCCUCCAGCCGCCGCAUGAACAGCCUGACCCUGAACCGGCACACGGAGAUCUUGGAGAUCCUGGAGAUCCCGCAGCUGAUGGACACUUGCGUCCGCAACGGCUACUACGAGGAGGCCCUGGAGCUCGCUGCCUACGUGCGCCGGCUGGAGAGGAAACACUCCUCCAUCCCCGUCGUCCAGGGCAUUGUGGACGAAGUGCAUCAGUCUUCACAGCUAAUGCUGAAUCACUUGAUCCAGCAACUGCGCACUAAUAUCCAGCUGCCUGCUUGCCUGCGUGUCAUUGGCUACUUGCGGCGCAUGGAUGUCUUCACGGAGGCCGAACUGCGCAUCAAGUUUCUGCAGGCCCGGGACGCCUGGCUCCACUCCAUCCAAGCCUCCAUCCCUGAUGACGACCCCUACUUCCACAUCACCAAGACCAUCGAGGCCUGCCGCGUCCAUCUCUUUGACAUCAUCACACAGUAUCGCGCCAUCUUCUCGGACGAGGAGCCAUUGCUGCCUCCUGGCGAGCAUGUGGUCAAUGAGAGUGCCAUCUUCCAUGGCUGGGUGCUGCAGAAGGUUUCACAAUUCCUGCAGGUUCUGGACAAUGACCUCCAGCGGGGGGUGGGCAGCCGCUUGGACUCACUGUUGGGUCAGUGCAUGUACUUUGGCCUGUCCUUCAGCAGGGUGGGAGCUGAUUUCCGGGGCCAGCUGGCCCCAGUGUUCCAGCAAGUUGCAUUUAGCACUUUCAGGAAGGCGAUUCAGGAAGCAGUGGACAAAUUCCAAGAUGAGAUGAACUCCUACACGCUGAUCUCUGCUCCUGCUGUCCUGGGCAGCACCAUCCCUGUGACAGUGCCAGCCACCCAGCCAGGAACCCUGCAGCCUCCCAUGGUGCUGCUGGACUUCCCACCUCUUGCCUGCUUCCUGAACAACAUUCUGGUUGCCUUCAAUGACCUGCGUCUCUGCUGCCCUGUGGCUCUUGCCCAGGAUGUAACGACUUCACUGGAGGCUGCCCUUGGCAAGGUGACUAAAACAAUCCUGGCUUUUCACCGGGCAGAGGAGGCGGCUUUCAGCAGCCGGGAGCAGGAGCUUUUUGCUCAGUUCUGUACAGUGUUCCUGGAAGACCUGCUCCCCUACCUUAACCGUUGCCUCCACGUCCUCUUUCCCCCAGCCCAGAUAGCACAGACCCUGGGUGUUCCUCCCACUCAGCUGCACAAGUACGGCAGCCUUGGCUGUGUGGACGUGAAUGUGAUCAAGGAACCACUCGCCUUCAUCCUGCCAAAGAGAGAGGCCAUGUUCACUCCAGACGAGAAGGAACUGGCCCAGGAGAGCCCAGCACCUGCACCAGAAAUUCCAGGGCCAGAGCAGGGAGUAGAACCCAGCCUGAAUGAGGCAGGAGAUCCCGUUUCUUGGCAGGCAAGCGGGUGGGCGGCCCGCAUCCUCCAGCAUGAGAUGGACCACCUGCAGGGCAUCCUGUACAUCGACAAAAUGGAGAGCCAGACCUUUGUGAACACGCGCUGGACGGAGGUGAACGAGUGAGCCCCUCACGGGUGGCUGGAGUGACCGGCUUGGGUUGUAAUGGGGUGUGUCUUCCACUCGCCUACCGACAGCAAGGAAAAUAAAUGUGUUGCACAGCUCA